CCCACGCGCCCACGCAGAGAGAAAGCGAUGGAGGGCCCACCUUAUCGUUUGCUGUUGUCUUCCUCCCCGCAUAUCGGCGCCCUCCUCCACCGUGGCUACUGCUCGCACGUGGGGGCGCGGUGGCUAUGGCUCGCAGGCGCGUUGGACCGCCGAGGAGAGCCAGGCCAUGGCUUCCGCCUCGGCCGCGGGACCAGGCUAAGACGCGGGCGCGGGCGCGCCGCCGUUGUUGCUGCAGCGCCAGGGCUCGCUCACCCUGCCCCGCACCCUCAGCGCCAAGACCGUCGACGAGGUAUGGCGCAACCUCGUGGGCGACGACCCGGUCACGGGGGUGGUGGCGGACGGUGCCGAGCCGCAGCCCCAUCGGCAGGCCACGCUCGGGGAGAUGACCCUGGAGGAGUUCUUGGUCAAAGCCAGCGUGCUACGAGAGAUCCCCACCGCUCCGGCUCCUCUACCGCCCCCGCCCCGUCCUCUACCGUCCUCUACCGUCCUCAUCCCCACCGCAACUUGCUACAGCUGCAGAUCGAUCGGAGGCGCGGCUCAGCGCUUAGAAGGAGGCGCGGAGGAGAAUUUGGACGGAGGUGGCGCCGGGAUGCGGUGCUGCCGGCAGCGCGGAGAUGCGGGUUCCAACCCUGCUAGCACCGCCGCAUCAGGUGGCACCUGCAUCACGCGAAGCAGCCUGAAGGCACUUGGCCACUGCAAUUAUUUUGUUCACCUCAAGAUGCAACCGCCUGUGUGGGAUUCAUUUGUUUGAUUCUUGGUUUUUGGUGGUGAUGCCUGUUCCAGUUCGUAACUGUGGCCCGGAUUGCGAUCCAGAGAAUUGGAACUCUGGACUUUUUCUCAGCACAGAUCGGCAGGUGAUCCCUAGCUCAGGCAUCUCGGAACUCUGGAUGUUAAUUACAUUGAUAUUAAGGAGAGCUGAAGAUUUUCCAGUUUCAAA
Lolium perenne is the source of this 937-nucleotide messenger RNA. The record is from RefSeq and is a predicted model, not a curated record. NCBI's taxonomy places the organism in Eukaryota, Viridiplantae, Streptophyta, Magnoliopsida, Poales, Poaceae.